This is a messenger RNA of Vicia faba (fava bean), 1038 nucleotides long. The record is from the annotation of a GenBank genome assembly. Lineage: Eukaryota; Viridiplantae; Streptophyta; Magnoliopsida; Fabales; Fabaceae.
AUGACUCGGCGGUGCUCUCACUGCAGCAACAACGGUCAUAACUCUCGAACAUGUCCGUCGAGAGGCGGUGGCGGAAGCGGCAGCGGCGGCGGCGGCGGGAGUGCGAGUAUGGGGAACCUGACGCUCGCGAAUCAUCAUCAUUGUUCUUCUCCUUCGUCUGUUAACCCCGGUUCGAUUGUUAAUCCCGGUUCACCGUGUUCUGACCCGCCGAAUGAACCGGAAGGUUAUUUGUCUGAUGACCCCGCCAAUGUUUCCAGCUUCGCUAUCCGCCGCAGCGACAGAAAAAAAGGUGUUCCAUGGACUGAAGAAGAACAUCGGAUGUUUUUGGUUGGACUCCAUAAACUAGGCAAAGGAGACUGGCGUGGGAUAGCACGUAAUUACGUCGUGUCAAGGACCCCUACUCAAGUAGCAAGUCAUGCACAGAAGUACUUCAUCCGUCAGAGUAAUGCUACCAGGAGAAAGAGACGUUCGAGCCUUUUCGACAUGGCUCCGGAUAUGUGUCCAGAUUCAACUUCUAUGCCAGAAGAACAAGUACUACUUCCACCUUCUGAAAACUCACAACCUAGUAAUGGAAAAUCACAACCCUCACUAAAUCUCUCUCUCAAGACAGAAUAUGAACCAAUGGAAACCACACCGGAAGAAAAUGUAGAAGAGGGCAAUGAAACUACAAUGGCAUCAAAGGGAUUGACGCCAAUGACUCACGGAUUCUUUCCAUCUUAUUUACCUGUCACAUUUUCCAUAUGGCCAUCAACUGGAGCUCCCUUUGAAGUAUCCACCGGUAGAGACACAUCUCAUCAUAGUCAUCAUCAGGUUCUUAAGCCUAUACCGGUCAUUCCUAAGGAACCCGUCAACGUUGAUGAACUCGUGGGGAUGUCUCAUUUGAGCAUUGCGGAAACACAGGUGCGUGAUAGAGAGCCUUCCCCUCUUUCCUUGAAGUUGUUAGGAGAACCCUCAAGACAAUCAGCAUUCCACACAAAUACUCCAGUUGGUGGCUCUGAUCUAAACAGUGGCAAAAACAACGCCAUUCAAGCGGUUUGA